AUGGAAAAAGACAAAGUUGUAGACAAAUCAAAUGUAUGUCAUGUUUGCAAUGGAGAUGUAGGCCAAGCCCAUUCAUGUUUGACUUGCCACCGCUUUAUCCAUAUUUUUUGUGGUACUCAACAAGACGAGGAAGGCUAUGGUCAGAAAGCUAUUUGCAAAGAUUGUAGCGGUAUAUCACUAGUAACAAUAUUUCUUCCUAACAUAUUUUUGUACUGAUUGUUAGAAAUUAAUGUCAAAUUUAAUAAAAAUUAAUUAAAAAUUGCAUGUUAAUACAUUUUUAUAUAAUUUUGUAUUUUCCUCACAGAUGUUCAAAUAGUUAACAAACCAGUCGAGAAGACGACUUGUACGACCAAGGAGACCCCAAAGGCAAAACGACCAUGGGAUUGGAAACAGUGUGGCUUAUCCCAGCAAAAGUCGUCCUCUCAGAUCCCUGAAAAAGUUAGAAAGACCUCUAGCACAGAGAAGGGAGUACAGCAGAAGUUCGUAUGCAUUGAUUGUCUUGAGCAAUCUCUUCAAGGAAAAACCGAUGAAAGGUUUGCACAAAUUUGUCGCUUAGACAACACUAGUAUUAAACGCCAUAAAUCAAGGUGGCACUGUCCCCCAAAAGCGAAAGCUGCCGAUUUGUCCCGUCAAAUUCAAUUCAAGUACAGGUGUUAAGAACGAAAUAUGAUAAGCCGAAAAUAAUUCAAUCUAGUUCUAAUACAAACAAGCAAGCACCUCGUCAAGCUCCACAGCCUCUCCUCACUGAAAGUGGGGAGAUAGAGUCGUUAUGUGAUGUUGAAACAAGGCAGCUCAAUGACAAGAAAGGCCAAGAUAUCUCUGAGCUGCAGCAGUCGAAAGACGAAGGAGACGAUUCUGAUUCGAUUGGCAGUUCAUCAGCCUCUACAACAGUGAAAAUGCAGUCAACCUUACUCCAGUUUGGUACAUGUCAAUCAGAUAACGAUAGAACGCCUGUCACUUUGGAGAAAGUUAUGGAAGCAAUUCAGAAUCUGAAUAUUAAGGUUGACGACAUAGCAAAGAAGCAUUCCUCACUUGCACAUUUGGCCUGUGAAGACAGUGACACGUCUAAAGCUAUACGUCGCCUAAAAUCAGCGGAAAAUAUUAUUCAGAUUGCUGAAGCAACCAAUCUUCUGGAAUGGUUUUAUGACGAGGAUGAAGAGACGGGGAUACUACGCUGUUUACCUUGUUUCGAACUGUACAUGGCCUCCAGGCCAAAUCUCGCAAAUCUAACGCCUCUAAGAGCUCAACGCCUUUUAUCCUCCAGCAGUAGUGGAACAUUUGCGACAGGUAUCUUGUUGAAGAAGGAAACAACGCGUCUUCUUAUACAAGGCCAUAAUUCGAGAUGGUAUACACAGAAGAAUUCAUGUUUAGAGCACUUGUGUCUAAUCGGAACUGGGUCUAAUAUUCAUAAGAAAGCGAUGUAUGAAUAUAAGCGGAAUUUGCAAAUCGACCAACGGAGAUCAACCGCAGCAAUGAAUAUCUUUCGUUCUGUGAUAGCUGAUUUGAAACUUGGUGCAGCUGCUCAGCAUGUAGAAACAUUAAUUUCCUUGCUCGCAUCAUGUUCUGUAAAUGUUGGCCGUAUCGGGCAUUGUAGAAAAAACGUCAAAGACAUUCUUUACUGCCUCGAGAAGACUGUUAAUGGCAGAAUACUCAAGUGGUUAAGUACGCCUCUCCCAUCAACGAUGAUUCCACCACAUUAUUGGGCAACCAUCGACAAGAGCACACCAAGUAGAACAACAAACCCUCAUCGUAGCACGCGAUGA
This is a messenger RNA of Paramuricea clavata, 1763 nucleotides long. The record is from the annotation of a GenBank genome assembly. Lineage: Eukaryota; Metazoa; Cnidaria; Anthozoa; Malacalcyonacea; Plexauridae.